Molecule: messenger RNA, 1176 nt
Organism: Entrophospora sp. SA101
Lineage: Eukaryota; Fungi; Glomeromycota; Glomeromycetes; Entrophosporales; Entrophosporaceae
Source: the annotation of a GenBank genome assembly
AUGAGUCAUAUGCCUACUGAAGACUCGACAAAAGAUAAUACACUUGAUUCAAAAUCAUCCAACGAUAUUCUAUCUCAACUAUAUUCAAUGUCCCCAGCUACAGGAAAGAGUUCUUUUCUUGAUCAGGUUAAUUCUAUUGACGAUAAAGAAGUCUUGAGACAUAUGCUAAUACAAAAAGAACAAGAAAGAGACGAUAUUGCUAAUAAUUUGGAUAUAGCUGCAAGAUUAGGCUUAGCCAUCUCAGAGAAAAACGAAGAACUUCAAGCAAAACUAGAAAGAGUAACUCAAUCUGAAGCACAAGCUUAUAUGAAACUAUCAGCGUUGGAAGAAGAAAACAGGAUAUUGUUUUCUAAAGCAUCUCGUUCUAACGAACUUGCCUCACAAUUAGCCGCUAAUGAAGAACAAGUAAAAGUUUUACGUGAACACAAGACAUUUCUACAAAAAGAAUUAGAAACUGCUAGAAGAGAGUUGAAAAGGUUUCGCAAAGAAUUAGACAGUCUAUCAGGCCAAUUAAACGAUAUGGCUGAAGAUAUGUGGGAAUCACGUAAUAAAGUGGAACAACAUCUUUCAGAAACUCAAGAAAUGAAUGUAAAUCUUUCCAUACAACUUGAAAAAUCUGUAAGUUCACAAAAAAUAUCAAGCGCAACCACAACACAAAUCGUCAAAAUGAUCCAAGCUGAUCUAGGAAGAGUUGUACUCGAGAAUGAGAAUUUAAGAGCUAGUAUUCAUGAAUUAGAAAAUAGACAGGUGAAGUGUGAAGGGAAAUUAAGUGAAAUGAUGGUAUCAGCGCAGGAAUAUGCUCAUUUAUUAGAAGAAGCACAAGAUACAAUACACUCUCUAAGCGAAACCCGUCUUGAAUCAGAAAUUGAAACUUUGGAAAUAUCUCCCGGUAAAAGUCGUGGUAACUCGGAUCAAGUUGUCAAUCAGGAAACACCACCAAUGAAGCCAUUCUCUAAAGAAUUAGAACAACAUUAUAUUUCACAAAUGGCUCCAAUUCGUGCUACGCAUUUCAAUAAUAAUAGCUCAGUAGAUAUGAAAAAAGCUGCUGCUGGUCUAAAAUAUUUAUUAUCAGCUCGUGAGGUAGAAGGUGGUAAAGAUGGUGGUGGUAAAGGUAAAAGUCCGGAGAGAAGACCUUUUGGUGGUGGUUACGUUUUACAUUCUUAUAAUGUUCGAUAA